Molecule: messenger RNA, 5602 nt
Organism: Cydia pomonella (codling moth)
Lineage: Eukaryota; Metazoa; Arthropoda; Insecta; Lepidoptera; Tortricidae
Exons: 3
Coding region: 1-4122 (1373 amino acids)
Source: RefSeq, a predicted model, not a curated record
AUGGAAUUUAGCGCGGAGGUAACAGACGAGCGCUCGAGCAGCGGGUCGGGGCGCGCGGUUGGCAUGGCCGAUGCGUUCGACUAUUUAACGCAAUGCUUUUUCUGCGGCGGCGACGCGUCCGAAACGUUCGCCCGGCAGGUGCUCAAGCAGCCGGCCUCCAAACGGCAGAACUACGUGGCCAGGGUCAGCCACUCGCACGUGGCGGACAAUCUGUACUGGACCUCGCUGGAUUACCCGGACUCCGAGGUUGGCGAGUUCCGGAAGAGAAUAAAAGACAAGGAUUUGGUCGCCCUCCGCGCCCGCUACCACCUGCACUGCUCCACCAGGUUCCGCUUCCCGCGGCGGCCGCGCGGCGCCGGCGCCGGCGCCGGGCGCGGCCGGCCGCCCGACGAGGACCUGCGCGCGGAAUUCGAAUCCAUCUACAACCACAUACACGACAAUUGGGAAGACUCCCAGUUCGACCUUUCCGACUUCAACUUUACCGGUUCCCUUAGGACUUUUGUCCAAAAAAUUGAAGAUCGUUACGGUGGCGUUUUGAAGAGCAAGAAUAAUUUCGUCGUCGUACCGCCCGCUCAAGAAAUAUUGAAAGAAAAAUGGCACGAGGAGAAGCUUGAAGAUGAAAGAAGCGAGCGAUUGAGAAUAGUUAGAACGGCUGCAAAUAUAAUCUUAGAAGAUAUCAGAUCUAUCCUCUUUGAUACAAAUAACUAUCCGCCUCCAUCUUCGUUCUUGGACGAAGUUAACUCCGUGAUACCAGAAACUCUGAAGACUUUUGUAGAAACCGUCGUCACGAAGUAUCAAAAGAAUCCAGAGCCUUUAAAGAGUACUGUGACGGCUUUAAGUCAUUCUAUAAUGACGGCAGCGAGGCCGAGGACUUUCAAAAGCCCUCUACUUUUAGGGAUCGGCAGUUUAAUACAUCAGAAAUAUGCCUCGAAGAGUUUAAUAGAUCUGUUAUCGUCUGUAGGGUUUUGUGCUUCGUAUAAAGAUGUGCGUCAGUUAGAAGUAGCAAUGGCUUCCAAAAGUGUCUCACAGUCUCGUCCAGAGUUUACCCAGUUCGUUUUUGAUAGUGUUCAAAGUGAUAAAGGACCUUUGCUUGUGGGCGUUCAGUGUAACACACCAAAAACCAAAGAUACACCUAUAAAACUACAAGAGAAUAUUUCUGAUUUCAGCAAGGUUAAAUAUAAAGCAACAUUGAAGAAAUACCGCCCCAAGUCUAACCUUAUGAAUGUUCUAAUAGAAGACCAUAGAGAUGACACGGCGAUACUCCCAACUAGAGGUGAUGCUCUAUGGUUGUUUGGGAAGAGCGAACCGUCUCUCAACAUGCCUGGAUGGGAAAAUUUCAUUAGCAAAAUGCCAACAGAAAAAGAACACCAAAUAUCAGAAAUUCGUCCUUUACCAGUGAUAGAAACCCCGCCGUCAAGAGACGCCAUUUAUACAGCACUUAAAGAAGCUCAGAAGAAAACUAAAGGAACAUGUUUAGUGACGUUCGAUCAACCGAUGUACCAAUUAGCUCAGAAAAUAGUUACAAAUCCCAGUAGUUUAAUGCUCGAUGUUGUUUUGAAAUUGGGGGGUUUUGAUUUGAUAAAAUCGUUUCUUGGUGUUAUAGGGUUUAUCAUGUCUGGGAGUGGAUUGAAAGAGUUGUGGUGCAGUAUUUACGCUCCAGAACAUAUUGAGAAAAUGAUGACAGGACAUGCUUUCCCUCGCGCUGUGAGAGCACAUUUUUUGACACGCUCAGCUCUUUUCAAUAUUAUAACUAAAGAUUUCGACUUGACAACUGAAGAGAGAUUGGAAAUUGAAGGGAUUUUAGAAGGACACUACAUGCCAGAAUAUGAAAACGAGAAAAAUUAUCAGGAACCACUGGCGAUAACUCUGGAGCUGCUAGAAAAGCGAGGCCCGACUGCCCAACUGUGGGUCCAAUACUUCCGUAUGACAACCCUCGUCGCUCAGUUCAUAGAGGCUGAAAGGGCUGCCAAUUGGGAUCUUCAUCUGUCAUCAAUAAAAAAGAUGCUACCAUAUUUCCACGCUGCUGGAUACUUUGAGUACGCAAAAUCGUGUAGCUUGUAUAUACAAGACAUGAAAGGGCUUGAAACAAAGAUGAACGAGGAGGAGUUUGAGAAAUUUACGAAAAAAGGAUAUUUUGCUGUCAGAUGGACAGGGAAUUUUGAAUGGCCUGACAGAGCAGUGGAAAAGACUAUGACAUUGUUGAAGAGGCCUGGAGGAGUUACGAAUGGAACAAAAGUCACUGACGAUUUUCUAGCAAACUGGCUUUUUGCAUCUCCUCCACUGAGCAUAGUAUCACAAGUAGUCGAAAAUUUCUGCAAACCGUCUGAAAUUGAGCCAAAUACCAUGGAUAAACAAGACUCAGCAAAAUUGCAGAGUUGGUUUGAAGAACACAACCCCUUUGCUGAAACUGGGAAUCUCGUUGCUCUCAGCAUGGACACAACAGGAAAGGAUCUUAACUGUCACGAGGCCGAAAUGGUUGGGAAGCAAAUAAUGAAAGAAACAAUUGGUCAAAAGUAUAGAGAUGUCCGUUAUGAAAGAAUUCAUUGCGUGCGUCCUCUAUCCGUCGACAAAUCUAUUGAAAUCGAGGGCUUACACGUACCUAUAGAGCCUGAUACUAUUUUAAAACGUAUUUACAAAACUUCCGAAGAAAAGCUUAAAUCUUUCUUUGAAUAUGAGUUGGCGCCGUAUCCUAUGUCGUUGUUUGAUGACCGAGGGAUAUCGGAAUCGAAUAAGUCUUCCUUAUUCGAUCAGUUUCUUCCAGUGGAAAUAACAGAUGGGGACAACCGCUUUUAUGUAUUAGAUGGCGAAUUCCUCUUGCGCAAAGUUACUUGGAAAGAGGGCGCCACUGUAUCAAAUAUCUCCUGCUCGUAUGUCGAAUACGUGAAAACGUAUUUCAAAAAUGUCAUUGUCAUAUUUGGUAGCAACAAAGCAUCAGACACUGCAAGGCGUAGCAAAGUCAAGAAAAGUCCAAUUGUGGAAUUCCAGAAAGAUACAGUAUUAACGGUUGACAAAGAUAACUUUUUUGUCAAUGAAAAGAAUAAAGACAGAUUUAUACAGUAUCUGAUAAUCGAUUUCACACGCUCCGGUAUAAAAAUCAAGUUGAAUACCAAUGAUUUACAUUCUAAUAUCGUUCAAACAGCCAUCGACAAUGCUUCCACGUACGAUAAAACGUUUAUAGUAAGUGACAACGCAGACUUGCUACUUAAAAUGUGUAUUAUUUCAAACAAAGACAAUGUAUAUUUCAUGAAACCUUCAAAAAACCCCACGUACUUCCACGUAGAUAGCUUCAGCAGCAACAAAAUUAAGCUUAGCAUGCUCUUUUUACAUGCUGUAUCCGGCUCCGAUUCAACCUCAUCAAUUUUCCAACAAGGAAAAACACAGAUAUACUCAGCGCUGUCCAAAAUGCAUAUGAAAGACAUUAAAAACCUUAUGACCAUUUUCGCAAAUCCCACUUCUGAUAAAAACGCUAUAGCGGACGCAGGGAUAAAUUUCAUUCGACGUCUGUACGACGAUCAAAAUAACGAUGAUGACUUAAAUAUUCUCAGGUAUAACAGAUUCUCUAAGAGUGUCACUAGAAGUAGAUAUGAUCUGGCAUGUAUACCGCCUUCCAAAGAAGCAAUAAGACAGCAUAUGUAUAGAACUUAUCAUCAGAUACAGAAAUGGCUUGGAAAUGACUUGCCUCCAACGGAAUGGGGAUGGAAGUUAGUCUGCAAUCACUUAGAACCGAUAACAUUUUUAGCUGAAGUCGCUCCCAAGGGGUUAUUGGAGUUAAUUAGUUGUCAAUGUGAUGGUGUGUGCUCUGUUUACUGUCUUUGCAAGCAAGUAGGUUUGGAUUGUUGUGUGCUGUGUAUUAAUUGUAACGGGAAAUCUUGCCAUGGAUUAGACAUGGCUUUAGACUCAUCAGAAACGGGUUUUAAUGUCCUUUUAAAGUGUGAUGCGUAUGGGAAUCCUAUAGAUUGCUUUGCGGUUAGUAAAGAGGAGGAUGAUGAUAACGAAAAGGAGCCAGCGGAGUCUGAGUCAGCAACGCCGAGACCGAAACGGGUAAAGAGAGAGGCAAACGGUGAAGAAAUGAGAGAACAGGAGCUCGAAGAAGUGUAUAUACUUGAGGAGCAAGAUAGCUAGUAGUAAUACAAUUAUAGUAGGUAGGUAUUUGAUUACACACACAGCUACAUAAGUGCUAAAGGUAAUGAAUUAACGAAUGAGUGAAUAUGAUUGAGUGCACGAUCUUGAAGAAACUUUGGUCAAGUUGGCUUUUGAACUUGCUGUUGGUACGGUAAAAUUAACACUAAUUCCAAAAUUCCACCAUUAGUUACAUGAAUAGUUUAGAAUAAAUUGAAAAGUGGAAAGAUUACCAAACAACCAGCCACCAAGACCUCAUAGCCAGCAAAUUUUCCCACCUAUGGAAGGUAGAGUUAAGGAACGCAAUCUCCAUAGGCAGAACUUAUGCAAAAGUGUCCAGUGGUCAGCUAUAAAUAAUAGUUCCAAAUCUCCCCAGAGUAGCGCUAGAGUAGCUAAAAACCUAGGCGUUAUUGACGGAGUGAAGUGCGGGCUAUGAUUUGAUUUUUUUUUCAAGUAUUCAAGGUAUAUGGAGUACUUUUUGGUAUAUGGAGAUUCCAUUCCUUAUCUCCACCUUCCGUAUUUCCCACCAAUGUCAGUGAAUAGAAUAAGUAUGACGUGAGUAUGACCAUUGGCCGAGGUUUUCGACAGAAGGGUAAGCUCUAAAAGGCGACUCCGGUUGGUUAAAUGCUCUAAGUUAUGUUCAGAACAUUAGUAUUAGGGAAAAGUAUCAAUAAUUUUGCCCUCUAGAACCCAAUGUCUGCUUUAUGUUCAUUUGAUAGUCAAUUACAACUACAAAGGUUGGGGCGGGAGCUCGUGACUAAUUUACGCAUUGUUAAUAUUCCAGUUAUAGUCUAUUUUUUUAUCCCGUAGACUAAAGUGACGAUUUUUUACGUCUGAUAAAUAGUUAUGUGCUACAACCGGUACUAACCGAAAAUAAACUAUUGGGAGUUACAUGCCUAUGUAACACCAUUUUGAGGCAUUUAGAAAGUUUGGAUCCAGGUCUAAACACAAUAUUUUUAAUAUUUAAAAGCGAUUUUAUUGUAAGAUUAACAGUCACCUCGAAGCUCAUAAUGCAAUUUUUAAAUGUUUGAGUGGAUUAGUAGUGAGUAGAUUUUAUUUAUUGUUUACUUCCUGUCAUGUAGUGAAUAGAUUUCAUUCAUUGUUUAUUUUCAAUCUAAAACGAAUUUAAUAUUUAUCGACAAACCGGAAUCAAAGAUCAGCACUAUGUGUUUCAAGCUGGUCACAUUAUUUCUACGUUUGACAUUUGUGGUUGUCAUUUUAGUCUACGAAAUAAAAUAAAAAACAUACUGACUUGAGAAGAAUGUAAUUUCUUUAUUUUAUUUUUAGAGUAUCAUUUAAUACCUCAUAAGCUAAUUUAAGCCCCAUUUAGACGGUUUAAGAACUUGCACACAAUAUUUAUCAUAGGUAUGCAAGUUCUUGAGCUUUAGUCGACCAUUCUAUACCAGGCUGUACUUUUUCUAUUGUAUCUUAAGUACCCGCAGGUGUUAUAUAAGAUUAAAAUAAUAGAAACAAAUUGAUAAAA